This is a messenger RNA of Chaetomium fimeti, 987 nucleotides long. RefSeq names its product S-adenosyl-L-methionine-dependent methyltransferase. The record is from RefSeq and is a predicted model, not a curated record. NCBI's taxonomy places the organism in Eukaryota, Fungi, Ascomycota, Sordariomycetes, Sordariales, Chaetomiaceae. Gene Ontology annotation, molecular function: S-adenosylmethionine-dependent methyltransferase activity. Bases 243 to 902 code for a protein of 219 amino acids. The transcript is spliced from 2 exons.
GAAUUUACCUCUCAGCGGGAGAACCUAAGCAGCACGGGAGGCCGCUGCUUUCCCCACCAUGACUGACGGUUGGGGCAGCAAACUUGGGUUGGGCACCAGUAAGCUUUCCUGUUGAAUGUGGCCUGUGCCCAUCUGAGUCACCAACAACUUCAAAACAUCACAUCUUACCCUCAUACCUUAAUUGAUGCAUCAUCCUGAUUCGUGCGCUACACCCAAAAUUCCGCACUUCCAUCCCACCAGUCAUGUCCGACGUGGAAGAAGCCCUCACCAAACCCGAGUACUGGGACGAACACUACACCAAGUCGGACGGACAGGCACCUACGCACGAAUGGUUCCGUUCCUUCGCCGACCUGGAAGAGUUCUUUCAGACGUCACUCUUUGAAGCUCCAGGACGUACAGUGGCCGACGACCCAGUGAUUCUCCAUCUCGGCUCAGGAGAUAGUGUUAUCCCAUUGGAGUUUGACUCGCGAGGCUACCGCCGCCAAGUAUGCGUCGAUUUCUCGCCCAGGAUUGUGGAAAUGAUGACAGAGCGACACAGAGACGUGUCGGGCAUAGAAUGGCGACGCAUGGAUGUACGAAAUAUGGCCGAGGUCGCGGAUAAGUCUAUCGGCGUCGCUUUCGAUAAGGGGACGCUCGAUGCCAUGAUCCACGGAAGCCCUUGGAGCCCGCCCCCAGAUGUCAGAGACAACACGAGCAGAUAUCUGGCAGAGGUUCACAGAGUAUUGUCAGACGAUGGCGUCUUUCUUUAUGUCACCUUUAGGCAGCCUCAUUUCAUGAGGAGCUUGCUAAACCAGCAGGAUUUGUGGGACUUGGACCUACAAAUUCUCGGCACAAACAAUGGCGGGUUUGAAUACUACGGUUGGGUGAUUCGGAAGGCGACGAGCAAGGAGCAAAAGCCAUGAAUUUACUUUUAUUCUUGUUUUCUUCUUCUUUUUCCUUCCACAUGACAUUGCACUUGCUAGGAUAUCAUGCCGCGGAAUGUAGUCC